Messenger RNA from Periophthalmus magnuspinnatus, 762 nucleotides. It is a transcript of the gene dand5, whose product is annotated as DAN domain family, member 5. Gene Ontology annotation, biological process: determination of heart left/right asymmetry. NCBI's taxonomy places the organism in Eukaryota, Metazoa, Chordata, Actinopteri, Gobiiformes, Gobiidae. The coding region runs from base 1 to 762 and encodes 253 amino acids. The transcript has 2 exons. The record is from RefSeq and is a predicted model, not a curated record.
AUGCCGUCGCUUUUUACCCUUGCGUUUUUGUCACUCACGACAGUCGUUACGCCGAUCCCUCAGCACCUUUUGGACGGCCUGCGUAAGGGGCACGGGCCGGACUUGGAGGCAUCAGGCGGAGGUUCAGACGAUCCCGUCCAGGGAGUGGUGAGGGUGGUGCAGCUGGACCGUCGCGCUUUGAUCCAGUCGGGGUUCUUCAGGCGAGGACUGAGCUCCAGGAGAACGCCCUCUCUGAGCUCCAGACCAGCCCCGCCGGCCUUCCUCUCCCAGGGUCGCCCCGGUUCGGUCGGGGCCCUGAAGACGGCGACGUACCCGACGGACAACCUGCAUCCGAAAGUCGUUUCCGCCGCAGAAACGAGGAGGAGGCUGGGGCUGCAGAUGUGGCAGAGAGUGACGGAGAAAGGAGAGAAGGUGAGAGUGACACUGCCCGCGGCGCUGAAGGACUCCAAACAGACGUGCACCGCGGUCCCCUUUACUCAGAGCGUGACGUCCGACGGCUGCGACGCCGCGACCCUCCACAACAAACUGUGCUUCGGCCAGUGCAGCUCCAUGUUCAUCCCGGAGGACGAGCUCUCCGGCGGGACGUCCCAUCACCAGAGGACCUCCUGCUCCCGCUGCGCCCCGUCCAGGGUCCACACGGUCGCCGUCCCGCUCCGCUGCGGGGCCCGAGGCGUCAGGGAGAAGAGGGUGAUGGUGGUGGAGGAGUGUAAAUGUGAAACGGGACGAGAGGAGAGGGCCACAGUGGGGUCCAUGCGUCUGUAA